Messenger RNA from Anneissia japonica, 465 nucleotides. RefSeq lists its product as uncharacterized. NCBI's taxonomy places the organism in Eukaryota, Metazoa, Echinodermata, Crinoidea, Comatulida, Comatulidae. The annotation marks the transcript as partial. The record is from RefSeq and is a predicted model, not a curated record. The transcript is spliced from 3 exons.
GAAAAUCAUAUAGAUCAAGAGCUGAAAUUCGCAAGUGGCCCCUUGGCAACAAGUAUGGAUGAUGUUUUGCAUGCUAAUAAAAUACCAAGACAACAAUAUCAUGGGAAAAGCUUCGUCGGAAAUCAUGUUCACAAAGCCUGCAAGAUUAACAUCAUUGACAAAUUGAUGACUGGUAUGAACUCUGCCCUUAAAAAUGAGCUAGAAGAAUGCCCGAUCAGCUCAGCAAAAAUUCUAAACACAGCUUUAGAAAAAAUAAAAAAGAAGCACACACCAGUUUUUGAAACAUUUGCUAAGGUACACACGUUAAUAAACCACACACGACCUUUUAAUCCAACUGAACUGAGAGAAUAUGAGUCGGCAAUCACAGAUUUUUCAAGAGAGUAUCGAAAAGUUGCAACCAAUGUUAAGCAACCAAAGCUACAUAUGCUGGAACAUCAUUCAAUUGAAUUCAUGAGGAAGUGGAAG